Messenger RNA from Adineta steineri, 996 nucleotides. The record is from the annotation of a GenBank genome assembly. Lineage: Eukaryota; Metazoa; Rotifera; Eurotatoria; Adinetida; Adinetidae.
AUGGCGAGUAGUUGUUGUACGCCAAAUUCUGAAUUAGUAACAGAAUUGAAGCAUAUCGAAUGGAUGAAAAAUCUACCAACAAAUCUUCAUAAUGAACCUAUCACAAAACUUGCUAUACCCGGUACACAUGACUCAUUUGCAUUUCAUUUAACAUCUCAACCAGGACCUGAUUUAAUUCCAAAUUUAAGACGUUUUCAUUGGAUUCUUCGUCCUAUUAUUAGAAAUUGGAGUAUUACACAAAAUAAAAAUUUUACUGAACAAUUACAAAUAGGUAUUCGUUAUUUUGAUUUACGUGUUUGUCGUACAACAGAUGAAAAUUUAUGUAAAAAAUCACCAUUUACAUUUACACAUGGUUUAUUAGGUAGAUUAGUUCGAGAGUGUUUAGAAGAAAUGAAUGAAUUUUUGAACAAAUAUUCUCAAGAAAUAAUUUUACUUGAUUUCAAUCAUUUUUAUGAUUUUAUUGAAGAUCAUGGUCAUAAGAAAUUAAUUGAUCUUAUACAUGAAGUAUUUGGUACAAAACUCUGUACAACAGCACGAACAAUAAAUGAAUGUACAUUAAAUUAUUUAUGGAAUCAUAAACAACAAGUUAUUUUACUCUAUGAUGAAGAUGCUGAUAAAUGUUCACCUUAUAUGGAUAAAAUAGGACAUUUUUUUAAAGUUUGUGAAUCGCCAUGGCCAAAUACACCUAGAGUUGAAACUUUAUUUUUAUUUCUCAAUGAAAAAGUAUCCCAACCUCGACCUACAACUUGCAUUAAUGUUACGCAAGGACAAACUACACCGGAUGGUUCAUCUAUACAAAGAAAUCCAUUUAGUUCACUUUAUGCAAAUGCAAAACAGACAAAUGCAACAUUAAUUAAAUGGAUAUCAGAUCGUCAACGUGAUCCAUCACUUGUCAAUGGUGUUAAUGUUGUUAUCUGUGAUUUUGCUGAUCAAGCUUUUACUAAUUCUGUUAUUAAUUUAAAUUAUAAAAACUCAACGAAAGAAAUUUCUACUUAA